Messenger RNA from Pollicipes pollicipes, 2609 nucleotides. RefSeq names its product protein numb. The transcript is spliced from 11 exons. Gene Ontology annotation, cellular component: cytoplasm. The record is from RefSeq and is a predicted model, not a curated record. NCBI's taxonomy places the organism in Eukaryota, Metazoa, Arthropoda, Thecostraca, Pollicipedomorpha, Pollicipedidae. Bases 257 to 1720 code for a protein of 487 amino acids.
GCCGGUGCCGCCAGGGAGCGCCACGCACCUGUCAGUGGUCGGCUCCGGUCAUCGGCAGCAGUGGUGGUGGAGCGUGAGAAGUGCGUCUCAGCGACGGCGGCGGCGGCAGCGGCGUCGGCGUCGGCCCACCUUGCCUGGCGUCAGUGGGGCGCGGCAGAGCCACCGAGCGGGGGACGGCGGCGCCGGCGCGGCGCGCGCCUGCAGUGCGGCGGGCGCGGCGGUGUGUCUGUGAGUGUGGUUCGGAGCGUCGGUGACGAUGGGAGCCCAGGCGUCGCACGAGCCCCUCGAGCAGAGUGUGGCACGGGACCAGACGGUGGCGCCGCCGGUGGUACAGGCUGCCGACCUGCCGCCGGCCUCCUUCACACGGCGCCUAUCCAUCCGAAAGUCACGGAAAAAGCGCAAGGCUGAGCGGUUGGAGACGGGCGGCGGCGGCGGCAACGGCAGCGGCAGCGGCGCGGCGGCCGAGCCGGCGGCCAUCUCAGAAGAGCAGAAGCAGCACCGCAGGAUGGACCGGCUGCGGCGCUCGCUGCGCGACAGUUUCCGACGCAAGAAGGAGCGACGCCCGGAGUCGGCGCGGCCGCACCAGUGGCAGGCGGACGAGGAGGCCGUGCGCGCCGGCACCUGCUCCUUCCACGUCAAGUACCUGGGAUGUGUGCAGGUGUACGAGUCCCGCGGUAUGCAGGUGUGCGAGGACGCCCUCAAACUGGUGCGGUCGCAGCGGCGCCGGCCGCUCCGGGGCAUGCUGUACGUGUCCGGCGACGGCCUGCGCGUCGUCGACGACGAGACGAAGGAUCUGAUCGUGGAUCAGACGAUCGAGAAGGUGUCGUUCUGCGCGCCGGACCGGAACCACGACCGCGGCUUCUCCUACAUCUGCCGGGACGGCACCACCAGGCGCUGGAUGUGUCACACCUUCCUGGCCAUCCGCGAGUCGGGUGAUCGUCUGAGCCACGCGGUGGGCUGCGCGUUCGCUGCCUGUCUCGAGCGGAAGCAGAAGCGUGACAAGGAGUGCUCGGUGACGAUGGCCGUCGACCCCGCCACCUCCAGCUUCACCCGGUUCGGCAGCUUCCGCCAGGGUACCAUCACUGAACGGCUGACGGACCCGCAGGAGUGCAAGCCGGCAGAGCCGGUGCCGGUGAAGCCGGUGAGUAACCCGUUCGCGGUGGAGCGGCCACACGCGCCGGUCGGCAUGUUCGAGCGGCAGGGCAGCUUCCGCGUGCAGGGCCGGCUGUCGGAGGUGUCGCCCUUCAAGCGGCAGUACUCGCUGCGGCUGAACGAGCUGCCGUCGACGCUGGAGCGGCAGGGUCGGCUGCCCGGCCUCGAGGGGCCCAGAGUGGCGCCGAUUCAGGAGGUGCCGUUGGCCGAGGACGAGCGGGAGGACACGGACAACGUGACGCUCCUUUGCCGCGAGCUCUCAUCCGGCCUCAACCAGCUCUCCGACACGCAGCAGGUGGCGCAGACUCGGCCGGCGUCGGCCAGCCCGGCCAAACAGGACGAAUGGCUCGCCUCGCUGGCCAACGGCAAUGCGGCCAACGGGAACCCGGCGCCGGCGCGGCCGGCCGGCGACUCCGGCUGGCAGCAGCCGCCGGCCGCCGGCGCCUGGAAGAGCGACCCUUUCGACUCGGAGUGGGCCCAGAUCGCCGAGCGGAACAACCAGGCCAACCGCGCCACCAACCCUUUUAUUGGCGGCGGGCCCGUCAAGGCGUUCGAGGUGCACAUGUAGGACGGGCGGCGCGACGGCGGCGGCGUCCAGGCUGCUUUCCAAGUGCCAUUUGGACCAAGGAUGGUGCAGAGCUAGGCGGUUGGAGGUGAACCAACGUGCAGCUGGAGGAUCAACUCGCGGCUUCGGCUUAGGUUUAGUUACUGAUUGCGCUCGCGCUCCGCGCCCGAUCCAGGGACCAUAUCGAUUGUAUUCAUGCCUAUGGUCGUAGACAUGUGAUGGAUCAUGGAUCUCCAGGCGCGGGAUCGGACGUCACUUUUAUAAGCCUUUUCUCCAGAGUCGCUGCGCGGACUAACAGGUCGGCGAGGACCAAAUCUAUGUUUUAACAUUCCAGAAUUACCUUAGGACGAUCAAUUUGUUGAUUUGUGUCUGUUUUCGUUGAAUUCCAGGGUUUGUUGUGUGUCUGGGUGGCGCCCCUCGUCGCCCGGCCCUCCGGGUGUGGGGGCGGGGGACGGGUGAGGUCACGGCCGCGUGCCGUGACCUGUCGGAGCCUUCUCCAGAGUUUUGUGCGCGCGGACCCCCGUCGAGAGCGGGUUGGAGAGCUGGUUUUCCGGCCGUACAGUCGACACCGCAGCAUUCCUGGUUUCGUUUGAGUCCCUGACUGCCUGUGUGUCGUGUGCAAGAUGAAUGAGGGCUAUAUUUCCCCGCCCAUGCGGACCAGGCAAUUGCAAUGUCAAGCCGCCCGGCUAGAGCGCCACCGGCGGGCGGGGCGGAAACAGCGAUGCGACUUCUGGCGAUAGAUGGCAGGGCUGACGCCAGGCUUUCCCGCCCCGGUAAUUUCAUGCGGCGCUGGAUGGCGGUGUUCAGCUGCGUCACUCAAAUGCAAACGAUGCAUUAUUAUUCAUGUGGCAGCUAGACCUAGAACAUGUGGAAUAAAGGACCGUUAUUUUAA